AUGAGCAAGGUGGUUGAGUCAUGGUCGGCGGGGCCAUCGACUAUCAAUGCCAUUAAAGUGGAUGGCUCAAGUACAAGUCCUGGAAACCCAUUGAUCAGCCCGAACUCGUUGGUCUCGCGGAGACGAUGGCAAUGCACAAUUUGCAAUAAAAUGCUCUCAUCGAAAAGAAGCUACGAUGAGCAUAUGAAUAUUCACAACAACGUUCGACCACAUCAAUGUCCCGAUUGUCCGUAUGCGGCUGCCUCACAAAUGACGGUGCGGCGACACCGCCUGCGGAAUCACGUCGAAAAGCACAAUUGGGGUUAUCAAUGCCCGUAUUGUCAGGAUAAAUUCAUGGAACCCGCAAGUUACACAAAUCAUGUGGCUGCUCGACAUCCAAAUCGUUCAUGUACUUUCGGGUGCCCAAUCUGCAUGUGGACUUGUCGAUGUGCGAGAUAUUUCAAAGAACAUGUCGAAAAACAUGUUGUUACAAGAGUUUGGCCACAAGGCGACCUUGAAGAACUCUAUGAAGAUCAACUACAGCGGUUUCUCGUUGAUGAUGAAUUCGGAAAUGGAUUUCGAUAUCUUUCCACAAAAGAAUCAGAUGUUCCGAAAAGAAAAGCUGAAAGUUUGGUGACACAAAUCACUCGGAAAGAGGCAUCCGAUUUCUUCAAAGAACCUUUGAAAUUGCCGAAAGGAUCCGAGGAAGCGCUAGCGAAUAUUAAAUUGAGACCGGAGCGUCGGCUCCCCGUUCGAUCCAUAAUCCUCCCUCCACCACCGCCAAUCCAAUUGAUUUCGGGAGACACGGAAUGGGUGGGAACCGAGGUGACAAUAGAAGAUACGGAUAAGACAGGAAGAGGACACAUCUUUCCGAAUGGAUGUGUCGAUGGAUUGGAUCUGGAU
This is a messenger RNA of Mesorhabditis belari, 882 nucleotides long. The record is from the annotation of a GenBank genome assembly. NCBI's taxonomy places the organism in Eukaryota, Metazoa, Nematoda, Chromadorea, Rhabditida, Rhabditidae.